GUUUUUAAUACUGAACAAGAAUUAAAUCUUGUCGAUUAUAUUUUACGAGCAAAUGCAAUUUAUUUUGGACUUACGCCGAGAGAAGUACGACAAGUGGCUUAUUCGUACGGAACAUUUAUCCAAGCUAAGAUGCCACCAUCUUGGGUUGAAAAUGAACGGGCUGGCGUCGAUUGGUUCUCGUCUUUUUUAAAAAGACAUCCAAUUUUAUCUAUUCGUACCCCUGAAGCAACGAGUCUUGCGAGAGUAUCAGCGUUUAACCCAAUCACUGUUAAAAGAUUUUUUGAUAAUUUAAAGGAAAUCUUAGACGAAUAUCCUUUUACAUCUGCUGAAAUUUGGAAUUGUGAUGAGACUGGUGUCACAACGGUCCAAAAACCAACAAAGAUCGUUGGUAAAAGAGGUGAGCGUCAGACUGGUCGAAUAACUUCGGGUGAGCGGGGUAAACUUGUUACCAUGAUUGUCGCUGUAAAUGCUAUUGGCCAUUCAACACCUCCAUAUUUUAUUUUUCCUCGAGUUAAAUAUGCGAGUUUUUUGGUGGAACAUGGACCAGUAGGUAGUACUGGCAGCGCAAAUCCUAGCGGUUGGAUGAAUGAAGAUAUUUUCGUGGAAUUUCUCAAGCACUUUGCCAUGUACAGUAGAUGCUCAAAGGAAAGGCCCGUCCUUUUGCUGUUAGAUAAUCACUCAUCGCAUAUAAGUGUUGCAGCAAUAAAUUUUGCACGGGGAAAUGGCAUAAUAAUGUUGUCUCUUCCCCCGCAUUGUAGUAACAAAAUGCAGCCGUUAGAUGUGUCUGUGUACGGGCCUUUUAAGAAAGCUUACAAUACCGCAUGUGAUAGUUGGAUCACAAAUAAUCCUGGAAAAAUGAUGACAUAUCACAGUAUCCCAGGAAUCGUGAAAACGGCUAUUUCAGUAUCAAUUACACCAAGAAACAUUGUUGCGGGUUUCAAAAAGACAGGUAUUCAACCGUUCAAUUCAGAAAUAUUCAACGAAUCAGAUUUUUUGCCAGCCAGCGUAACUGACAGAUCUAAACCCAUUGGAGAAAUAGAAUCAGUAUCCAUCGAAAGUGUCAAUAAGUUAGCUACUAACGACGCUACUGAAUAUAGUGCAGAAUUGGCACCUAUUUCUGACAAGCAGCAGCAAAUCGAACUAACACCGCAAGUAGCUGUAUCAGAACCCUCCACUA
This is a messenger RNA of Vollenhovia emeryi, 1177 nucleotides long. RefSeq lists its product as uncharacterized. NCBI's taxonomy places the organism in Eukaryota, Metazoa, Arthropoda, Insecta, Hymenoptera, Formicidae. The transcript has a single exon. The record is from RefSeq and is a predicted model, not a curated record. Gene Ontology annotation, molecular function: DNA binding. Gene Ontology annotation, cellular component: nucleus. The annotation marks the transcript as partial.